This is a messenger RNA of Cetraspora pellucida, 591 nucleotides long. The record is from the annotation of a GenBank genome assembly. Lineage: Eukaryota; Fungi; Glomeromycota; Glomeromycetes; Diversisporales; Gigasporaceae.
AUGACUGAUGACCUUGUUGAAGAUAAUCCUGCUUUAAGAAAACAAUAUUUAACUGAAACCGAAUGGUAUGAAGUUGAGGCUAUUGUUAUAUUACUUGAGCCUAUAGCAAAAGCAACACUAAUUUUGUCAUUAUUGACUUGUCCAAUGAUGCGAGAUUUGUACAUGAUAUUUCCUACAAUAUUAAAUAUUUUAUACAAUGCAUUGAAUAGCAAAAUUCAAAUAAAUAGUCAAAUUGCACAACGAAUAUACAAAAAACUUAACGAUUAUUGGAGUGUUCUUCGAACUUGUUGUAGUGUGUUAGUUGCAUUAGACCCGAAUAUAAAACUAUCUUCAUUUGAUAGUAAAACAGCAAUAAUUGUUCAUGAGCUACUAUAUAGUAUUUACAAGCAAUAUAAAGAACCAAGCUCAUCUGUUACUGAAGAUACUAAUGAUUCUCCAAGAAAUUACUUUAGAAAACAUCGUAAUGAAAGUUUACCUACUAAUUCAAAUGUCUUGAUGAAUACCUUACAGCCACUGAAGAAAAUUGUAACCCUUUGGAAUUCUGAAAAACAUGAUCUACUAAUAUGCAUUAUUCUGGGCUUUCAAGAAUAG